GUAAACAAACAUUGCACAAUAUCAAGUCAAUAAAUUAUUGAGUCUCUUUUAGUAUUAAUCUUGUACUCUUCUACCGACAGAAAACAUUUUAAAAUCGGACUUUAGAUUGUACGCAUUAAUACUACAAAAUGCCUUCAAAAUUUGAAAUAAAAAGAAGAUUAGACAAAGUUAAUAAUGAAAUUAAAAUUUCGAUCGAGUAUUUAAGGACAAUUCCAUGUGGAAUGUUUAUAGACCAAGCAAGUUUAAACAAAAUAGCAGAAAAGAUUACAACAUUAGAUAUCGGAGCAGCAAUACAAGAAAGUGAACGGGGAUUGGAAUUUUUAAAAGAACUUGAAAAGUUAUUAAAACUUGAAAAAAGCAGACGAAAUUGGCUGCAACAAUUUGAGGAAAUUAAAAGAAAAAUGUCAUUUCAAGAAAAAAAAAAAAGAAAACUUGAAACGGAGGCAGAAGAAUCUCUUGAAAGAGAAGUAAAAAAUCCAUAUAAUUUGAGAAGUACCCCUCCACAAAGUCUUGAGUAAAAGAAAAGAAUAGAAAUACAGUAAUUUUGUUGUAAAAAAUAUACUAAUAAAACAAUAUAUAAAAUAUAAUGUGU
Mercenaria mercenaria is the source of this 592-nucleotide messenger RNA. RefSeq lists its product as uncharacterized. The transcript is spliced from 2 exons. The coding region runs from base 129 to 518 and encodes 129 amino acids. NCBI's taxonomy places the organism in Eukaryota, Metazoa, Mollusca, Bivalvia, Venerida, Veneridae. The record is from RefSeq and is a predicted model, not a curated record.